Molecule: messenger RNA, 3102 nt
Organism: Linum trigynum
Lineage: Eukaryota; Viridiplantae; Streptophyta; Magnoliopsida; Malpighiales; Linaceae
Source: the annotation of a GenBank genome assembly
UAAUAUUUUCCAAAUCUUUGAGAAACAAUCACCUAAGAAACUUCUCAUCUAUGCUUCAGUCUUUGUACUAAUUUCAACUCUCUUACCAACAAACACAUUUAUCAAUAUUGUAAUCCUCUAGUUAUGUUUGAUGAUGUCAUUAGCAAUGGUUUAUCAUAUUGAUCGGUUGUUGGAAGCAGUGUAUCACUUGAUAGAAACGAUAGAUCAUUUUCUUGAAAAAUUAUCGACCGCUUAGUAGAAGAGGUAUAUCAUAUUCUUGGAAAGUAAUCUAUCGCUUAAUGAAGAGUGGUAGACUAUUUCUUCAAAGUCAUUCUGACUUGUGAAUCACCGUGUACUAAUUUUGGAAAUGAUGAAAGCCUAGAAAACUCCCAUAAUUUGAAGGCCUGUGCAUAGGGUCUCCGACCACACCCAAAGCCGACCCUGUACAGAUAGAUAUAUAUGCCAUUGUAAUGUUGACUAAAAAUGAGAAUUAGAAAGCAUGAUUUGGAAACAGUGGGAGGCGUCGACAACAAGCCAGCAGUUGAAUGACAACUUAUUACUUAACACUAAUUCACCUUCAUUACCAGUACAAUGACUCUCAGUGGCUAAUCUGAACUCUGGGUUUCUAGUUGAAUCAUCAUCGACAUUUGUACCUGGACCUCUCUGUUUUUUAAAAUUUUCCGGUUUCCCUGCCGCCGUUGAUCGGAGUUUGGGGUUCGCUCGCUUUCUUGAGCACAGUGAUAGCUCUCUCUCUGAGUGUGGUCUCUCUGUUUUUCUUGCUGGCUCUGAGAUUGGGUUUAAUCAUUGAGGUUUCUUUGGUUAAUGUGCGGGCAGACGGUAGGUGAGUUGAAAAUAGGUAAAAAGGAGGUGGGAAAAGAAAAAAAGAGGAAACUUAUUAGAUAAGAAGAAUGUCGAAAAGGCAGAUUCAUUGACUGGUAGCUCAGAGAGAGAAAUCAGGGAGAGUUAGUGAGAGAAAGCAAAGCGAAGAACACGAAACCCUAGAAGGAAAAGAAGUGGGCAGGCAAGAAGAAAAUUGGGGAAGAAAGAAGCCAAAACCCAUCAGCCAGAAAGUUCCUUUGGGAAUUUCCCGAAAUAAUUCUUUUCCCACGAAGUUGCUCUCAUCGGAGAUUUUCCUCCCUUUUCACCCCCUUCUCCCAUCCCCUGUUCUAUCUUUGAUCCCAACCCAUAAUCCCUUUUCUUUGUUGUUUAUUAUUAGUAAAGCUUCCAUCUUUUCCCCUUUUCCCAGUUUCCCCUACUCGCCUCUUCAAUCUAUACUUAUCGCCAUGCCGGUCGAUUUGGAUAACUCCUCCACUGCUUCAGGGGAAGUCAGCGGCUCUUCCUCCGGCGGAAACAACCCCUCUCAACAGCAGCAGUCCACCGCCGCCACCCCCAAGAAGAAGCGGAACCUCCCCGGCAUGCCAGAUCCAGAUGCUGAAGUUAUUGCUCUGUCACCGAAGACUCUAAUGGCGACGAACCGAUUUGUCUGUGAAAUCUGCAACAAAGGGUUUCAGAGGGACCAGAACCUGCAGCUCCACCGGCGAGGCCAUAAUCUGCCGUGGAAGCUGAGGCAGAGAUCGGGGAACGAAGUGAAGAAGAGAGUCUACGUUUGCCCCGAAGCGAGCUGCGUCCACCACGAUCCGUCGCGGGCGCUGGGCGAUCUCACCGGGAUUAAGAAGCAUUUCUGCAGGAAGCACGGCGAGAAGAAGUGGAAGUGCGAUAAGUGUUCAAAGAAGUACGCCGUUCAGUCCGAUUGGAAGGCUCACUCCAAGAUUUGCGGCACCCGAGAGUACAAAUGCGAUUGCGGGACUCUGUUUUCCAGGAGGGAUAGCUUCAUUACCCACCGAGCAUUUUGCGACGCUUUGGCAGAGGAAAGUGCCAGAGCUCAUCCCCAUAACCCAACUCCACCUCCGCCUUCGAAUCGGAGCCCGGGAGCCGACCCGCAUGUUGAUUCAGCUCCGGCAACGGCGCCGCCUUCUGCUCCAUCAUCUUCGGUGUCUCCGGUUCACAGUCCAGAGUUGCCAAAAACUCAAGAUCCCUCGCCAGCGCCAAUCAUGGAACAACCAGUAGCUCGGGCUGCAACUGUGAAUGCUAGCUGCAGCAGCAGCAGCAGCACCAGCUCGAGCAGCAAUGGCAGCACUACUAGCACUGUCUUCGCCAGUCUGUUCGCCUCCUCGACAACUGCAUCAGAAACCCUCCAUCCACCUCCGCCGCAGCAGGAGACUCACUCGUUCUCUGACUUGAUUCGAGCAAUGGCGUCACACCCUGAUCACAGUCACACCACUGUCGAGCUCGCUCCACCACCAAUCGAACCUAUCUCACUCUGUCUCUCCACAAGCAAUGGCUCGUCGAUAUUCGGGCAGGAGCGACGACACUAUGCUCCACCACCACCACCACCACCACCACCGCAACCACCUUCCAUGUCAGCCACCGCAUUGCUUCAGAAAGCCGCCCAAAUGGGAUCUUCUGCUACCAAUGCAUCGUUACUCCGGGGAUUAGGGAUAGUCUCGUCCUCUUCGUUGUCGUCUUCUUCUUCAGCACAGCUUGAUGGUUGGGCUCAGAGACACAUGGAGGCAGAGAAUUCUUCUGUUAUUCAUCAUCAUCAUCAUCAUCAUCCAGGGCUUGGACUUGGAUUGCUGCCUUGUGAUGGAGGGUCGGGCUUGAAGGAGUUGAUGAUGGGAAGUACUUCUUCUUCUGUGUUUGGUCCUAAACAUGCCACACUCGACUUCCUCGGACUAGGAAUGGCGGCUGUCGGAGCUGGCCCGAGUAGCGGCGGGCUCUCGGCUCUGAUUACAUCGAUCGGCGGGGGGCUUGAUGUAGCUGCUUCUUUUGGUGCUGGAGAAUUUGGUGGCAAAGACAUUGGUAGUAGCUCGUGAGAUUAGUAGACCUAGAAGGACAAGUCCUUUUGUCUUCUGUUUUGUUUUGUCUUUUGUCUUUUGUUUUUGUUUUUUGUUUUUUGUUUUUCGUUUUUGUGUUUAGAGAUUAGAGGAACUCUCUUAAGAUGCAUAUUGUACAGCACUACUAUAUGAUGUAUAUCGGUAUUAGGGCCAAGCAAAAUCCGAACAUUAAAUCAAAAUGCUCUGUUUUGGUAUGAAAAUUUGUUCUCAAUGAAAACCAACAGCUUGA